AUGAAGGUGCGAAGCACCAAAGAUUUGCUAUGUUUCACAGAAAUCCGUGAUCCUUGGGACGUUCAAUGUUUUCGCGAUAAAUCGCAUGUCUUGGCUCAGGGCGCACUGUCUAGCUGGGCCAUGCCACUCAAGAUGGCGGCGCUAUUUCCCGAAAGGCAUCGCGGGGCGGUGAUGCGUGACGUCACAUGCCGCUAUGCACAGUAUCCACAUUUAGUAAAAAUGAUAAAAAUACCGGAUGAAAUUAACCUCGAGAAUUACACUCUGAUACUUCCGUCAGUGGCUGUUGGAAACGUUGGACAAUUAUGUAUUGAUUUAUUAAUAUCUAGCUUGGACAUGCAUAAAAUUGGAAGUUUAUGGAAUUCUAUGUUUCUUCCAAUAUGUGGACUUGAUCCUUAUAAUAAAAAUUCUACUUCUCUUUGUACUACCGCUGACUUUUACCUUGGAGGAUGCCAUAAUAUAAUUCUUUUACAAUUACGUUCACCUUAUGUUGGCAGUUCGAAUGACUUCUUUAAUGAACUAGCACAAUUUAUUCAACAAAAGAAAAUUAGUAAGAUAAUAAUCCUAACCAGCAGUUAUGAUUAUGAGUGUGCAAAUAGGUCAGAGUGGAGAAUAAGGUACCUUACCUCGGAUGAUUCUUUAUUGAAUAAUGAAAAACUUCUUAAGAGCUUACAUUGGACAAAGCAUAUGAAAAGUAUUACAAUAAAAUCUACAAGACAAUAUUACAUUCCUGGUGGUGGAUUUGCAAACGGUCUAUAUGAGUAUUUUAAAGAAAAGGAGAUUCCUUGUACAGUACUGUUUUGUUAUUGUUCAGAAGGAGACAAUGUUUCUGAUGCAUUAAUGCUUUUUAAAGGACUGAAUGACUGGUUGAAUUUAGUAAAUGAUGAUACUAAUGAUAUUAAACAUCCACCCUCUUGGGAAUUCUUUUUUGGAAAUCCACCUGCUUCUAAUAUGUAUUGAAUUUUAUAUCUAACUGUACUUUGUUGACUCUGUUUCGACUUUUAGAAAAUAAAUUAUAAAUAUAAAAA
Bombus huntii is the source of this 1025-nucleotide messenger RNA. Its product is annotated as proteasome assembly chaperone 2. Lineage: Eukaryota; Metazoa; Arthropoda; Insecta; Hymenoptera; Apidae. The transcript has 3 exons. Gene Ontology annotation, biological process: proteasome assembly. The coding region runs from base 1 to 957 and encodes 318 amino acids. Gene Ontology annotation, cellular component: nucleus; cytosol. The record is from RefSeq and is a predicted model, not a curated record.